This is a messenger RNA of Tuber melanosporum (Perigord truffle), 3272 nucleotides long. RefSeq lists its product as uncharacterized. The transcript has a single exon. The coding region runs from base 1 to 3018 and encodes 1005 amino acids. NCBI's taxonomy places the organism in Eukaryota, Fungi, Ascomycota, Pezizomycetes, Pezizales, Tuberaceae. The record is from RefSeq and is a predicted model, not a curated record.
AUGUCACUUCCCAUACUCGGCUUGCCGCUGCAUAGGGUACUUCUUCGCCGUCCAUUGAGUUAUACGCUACUCUCCCGUCUCGAUUGGAUUGUUCAAGGUGGAUGUUUGGAUACUGGCAAAUUACAGGUGAAGGGAUUGGGAAGGAAUUCUGCUUCAGAAUUGACCGAGGGGUGUGGGAAAGGAAAGGCCGGCCUAGAGCGGGAAAUCGAUGAUGGAGACUUUAAAGCGGGGGGCGGUGUCAAGGGUAGGAACGCGGCCCAGAACAAGAAUUCGAGAGAGAAUCCCGAAAGGAAACUCGGGGGGCGGGCGGCUGGGAAGAAGAGGUGGGGAAGGGAUGGAGUUUCUAGUUCCAAUGGAGGGGAUGAUUCGUUACUCUCCCUACUGAGGAGCACCGGUCACGCAAGAGACAUCCCUCGGAAGGCAUCGGGCAAGGUUGACCUCUCGCACGUGGAUCCUUUGGAGCCUAGGCGCAGGUCUAAUAAGGACAGAUAUCGGCUGGCUGAACCUGGGCGAGCGCUGAAAAGGUCAUACUUUGGGGGGGUGAAAGUGAGGUAUAUUGAUCAAGAUGGGAUCCAGAGGGAACGCUACUCGCUAAAGAGCAUCACAAUGAGCCUGAUUUAUCAUAUAUACAAACUUUACCCUCACUCGUCGUUUAGAUUUCCAGUGCUAGAGAGUGCGGGUAACCUCAGUGAGGAUCAUGACGAGAUGGUCCUUCGAGGGGUUUUCACCUCCGGUGCUAGAGACUAUUUAGAGCAGAGGGGAUAUACACCUGAGGAUGUAUUAGUGUGGGCAUGGGUUCUCACUGCUAGAGAUGGCGGGCUGGCGGGGCAUAGAUUGGAUUUGGGCACAAGGGUUAGGAACGAGAUGGUGGAUAGAUCGUUAGAGGAGCAGGAUAUUCUGGAUGCCGAGCUUCCGGGAGAGGAAAGAGUUCAAUCAUCUCAUGGCGGUGAAGAUCUUGACUCGGACGACACAAAGAAUAUGCAACUAUCAUCGCCCCGGAAUACAACAGGAGCAAGGCAUACAUACCGGAUUCCCCCGUUUCUUAUCUUAUUUACGCUCCGGCGGAAGUACUUCAUUCGGGACAACGUCCGAGCUCUCUUUCCAAUGAUUGAGAGCGUGCUGUUCCCAUCCAACCAUCUCUCCAUUUCCGAAGACAAGACGACGGUUCUCCUCCUCCUCCGCUUGCUUCGGAGAGUACGCUCGACCUGGCCUCCCGCUAUCUCUAUAGUCGCCAAACUUCUUGUAACACAUCUUCACCGGCCAGACACCUCAAGACCACGCUCUCCAUCUCGAUUAACCAGGCUCUAUAACCGCCUGUUGACUUGCUUCUCCUUACCAACACCCGACGGACCCUUCGCUCAUCUUCCGAUCCUUCAACGCAGCCAGUUUCUGAUCCUGCGCAAGAUGGCUGCCAUGGGUAUCCCUCUUGUAAGAGAAGGCUAUCGAGCGAUAGUAAUUGUCCAACUGGCCCAUGCUAAAACACCUCCCGAAAAACAGACCGUUCGGGAUAUGGUCACAACCUGGCCACCCUGGCCGUUUGAAAGGGAUGGCCGGGAGGGUCUCCCACCCCGAAUCUCUCGUGCUGCUGAGGUGAUUCAGCGGAUGACAGAGGCAGGCUAUCCCCUCCAUGAUUGGGAAUACUCGGCCCUGGUUCUCGCAGGCAAGGAUACGGACAAUACACCUACCAUUCAGACUAGAACGUUUCACCUUAGACUCCGGCACCUCAUCUCGUCCUCCCCGACCUCCAUCUGGGCCUCCCGUAUCCGUGCUACCCGUACUAUAGACGAAGCAUGGGCCAUAUUCCUCGACUGUAGGCAGAACGGCACGAUCCCUCGUCGUGAUGUUUGGGAAGAGCUCAUUGCAAAAGCCCUUUACGCCGAGAAACUCACCCGCCAGCAGAUGCACGCGGACUGCAUUAAGCGGAAAAGGCCUCUCUGUGAAAAGCCCCGUCUUGACACUCUAAGCCGCCUGCAAAGGGAGAGCAACUACCGCGUCGUCGCAGGGGAGGCAAAAGAAGUCCUCCCGCCCCCGAGGAACAUCAAUGAAGGUGUAUACGUCCCUAUCCCCCCACCAGACACAGACGAGCUAUUCAUGAUGAUGAAAAGGGACAACGUCCCUCCAAGUCCCCGCCUCCUCGCACUAUUAAUAUCUCAUAGCAGCGACCUCAACUACGCUCACCGGAUACUAGAGACAUGGGGCUAUCCUCUCCCCUCCCCCUCCCCCUCCGCGAAGCCCACAGACCCGCGCAUCCUAACAGCAUACAUAUCCCUCCUCCUCCACCGCAGGAACGACGAAAUUGAAUUGGCAAUCCGUCUCCUCCUAGCGCAUAAACUAACCUACACCCCAGCAUACAACGCCACCCUCACGCGACUCGCCAGAACACUUGACUCCAGGAAAGCGAACGACAAGCCAAACCGGAUUCGCAUAAUCUGGGAAGUAUACAAGAAAAUGACCCGCCUCGUCAGCGAAGACUCGCAAACGUUGCGUGCGCUAUGCGUCGCCGCGGAGAAGAAUAUCCGUCUGGGGGCAAACGUACUCUGGGACGGCAUAGAUCCGGUAGACCAGGUCAUCCACAUCUUCGAAACAAACAUUGGCCUACACAAGCCGAAACUACUAAUCGCGGACGAGGAACUGCCCCCGUUACUGACGCCCUCGCCUGCUACUUUACACGCAUACGUCCGGCUACUCGGCUUCUCGAGAAGGUACCGUGAUAUCGGAAGGAUUAUCGAGUGGGCUGCUGCCGCGGACUGGCUGGAUGACGGCGAUAAACCGAUGGCCAGGAGGGUAAUGGUUGCCGCGAGGGUGUUUCUGGAAGUCCCGGCUGGGAAACAGGGAGAGCAGCAUCAGCAGGGGGAGGAAAGUGAGGAUAGUGUUAGGCGGGAGGUGUUGAGGGAUAUUGGGAUUUUGGUGCGGGAGUGGCCAGAUGGGGAGGAGGUGGCGGAGUACUGUCUUUUGGGUGGGUUGAGGUGGAUAUCGCCCCAAGUGGGGGAUGGAAAGGGUGGAUGUACUGUAAGUUAAAUGAGGUCUUGUGCGGUAUGAUAAAUGUUAGAUUUCUGGGGGUUUGGGGAUCCGGAUGGUAUUGCUUUGUGCGAAGGGAUGCAAAUUUAUGGAUGGAAUAUUUACCUGCUGUGGUAGAUAUUAAGUUAGUCUAACACUCACUGGACAUCACUGCGGCGCCUGAUACCGGUAUCUACGAAUGGUACGGUAGUCCGCUUGAUCACUAGACUAAUCUAAUCUUGUCCAAACUUAUGGACUUGGCUAACCCUAACAAA